This is a messenger RNA of Vigna umbellata (rice bean), 5741 nucleotides long. RefSeq lists its product as uncharacterized. The record is from RefSeq and is a predicted model, not a curated record. NCBI's taxonomy places the organism in Eukaryota, Viridiplantae, Streptophyta, Magnoliopsida, Fabales, Fabaceae.
AAAAACCAAGUGGAAGACUCACAGUACCUUUCUCUCAAAUAUUCUAUUCACUAUUUUUUUUGCUCUCUUCUGUGUCGGCUAUAUAUCGGCGUUUGUAUCUGCAUCUGCAUCUGUUCCUAUUCACACACAAAUCGCUAGUUUUGUUCCGUUACGUUACUCAUUGUCUUCGAUUUUCUGAUCUGCACUUUCGAUCUGUUCGCUCACGCCUGAUCCGGCUCUGCAUCUCCGGAGCACAAUGACGGAGGAGCAGGUUGUGAAUGUGAGCGGCGAAGAAGGCAAUUCGGGCGACGAUCACCGCGGCGUAAAUGUCAAGGGAGUUGCACACACUGUGGAUGGCGAUGUGGAUCUCGCCUCCGGUGGAGCUUCGUCGGAGGAAUUGGCGGUGAAAAAUUGCAAGGAUGCAGAGGCUAACGGUACGGCGGAGGAAGCUUCUGAAAAGGACGGUGAAUUGAAACGUGUAUGCAGUGAAGGCGGCGCAGGAUCCGUUCGGAACGGUGUCGUGGAGAAUGAGACUCGAGCUGCUGCUGCGGAUGAGCUAGUUGCGGAUCACGAGGAAUAUGUUGUUGUCGGUGCCUCGGAUGUUCAAAACAGUGCCGCUGCGGAGGGCGAGAUUGUCGGUGAUGCGAAUGGGAACGUGAAUGAAGUUGAGGAAUGUGAACUUUUGGAUCGUGCGGAGGUUUCUGGAGAUGAAAACGGUGUCGUUGUCAAUGUCGUGGAGGGAGAUACUGACGUGAAUCAAGGUGAUCGUGACUUCGAAUGCGUUGAAGUUCACAAUGAUGUGGCGAUGGUGGACGGAGCUGAGGAGGAAGUGACUACGGCUGCUGAUGCGAACGGUGGAGAUCACGUGCAGAGUAAAAGUGAGUCUAUCUCUGAUAAAGAUGUGGAUAAAAGUGGGGAAAUCGAAAAUGUUGUUAGUGCAGAUGUCUCGGAUAACAAAGACAUUGUAACUAAGGAAAAUCAUGAUGUGGAAGAAGUCACCGAGAGGAAUGAGGUUCCAGUUGAUGUUGGUGGCAUUUCAGGUACUACAGAUGUGAAGGAAUAUGAACCUGAAGACGCUAGAAAUAGUUCAGAGACUGGGCAGAUUGAGUCUGCCUCUGGUUUGGCAGAGUCAGAGCAUGAGCCUAGUGAGUGCACUGAGGAGAAUGAAAUUGUUGUUGAAGGUGAAUCAGGCAGUAAGUUGGAAAGGUCUGAGCAGGAAACAGGAAGUGAACUAGUUCAUAAAGGAGAAAGAACGACAGCCUUAAACAUAACAGAUGUGAAUGGAGAUGGUGAUGUUGUGUCUGAUAUUGCAGCGGAGAGUACAUCUGAACCUUCUGUUAAUGUUUGUGAGAUGAAAAACAAUGUGGUUGAUUGUGAUGGUGAACUUAAUGUUCAUGUACAGGAGAUGAAAAAUGCUGCAGUAAUUAGUGAAGCUGGAACUUCAAAUGGUGCAGUGCAGAGUGAAAGUACACCUUCAGCUGUGUCUGAGAUGGAAAACAGUACAGAGGAGGUUGAGGCUGAACCUUCAAACUUUGCAGUGGAGGGUGAAGCUAAACCUUCAAAUGGUGCAGCGGAGAGGGAAGUUGAACCUUCAAAUGGUGCAGUGGAGAGGGAAGUUGAAUCUUCAAAUGGUGUGGUGGAGAGUGGAACUGGACCUUCGAAUGGUGAAGUUGAGAGUGUACCUGAGCCAUCAAAUGGGGCACUUGAGAGUGUAGCUGAAUCUUCAAAUGGUGCAGUUGAGGAUGAAGCUGAAUCUUUAAAUGGUGCAGUUGUAAGUGAAGUCAAGACAUUAAAUGGUGCAGUUGAGAUUGUAGCUGAACCUUCAAAUGGUACAGUUGAGUUUGUAGCUGUACCUUCCAAUGGUGCAGUUGAGGGUGAAGCUGAACCUUCAAACGAGGAAGUUGUGAGUGAAGCUGAUUUAUCAAAUGGUGCAGUUGAAAGUGUAACUGGGCCUUCAAAUGGUGCAGUUGAUGUUGAAGCUGAAUCUUCAGCUGUGAAUGAAACUGAGCCAUCAAAUGGAGCAGUUGAACCUUCAAAUGUUGAAGUUGAACCUUCAAAUGGUGCAGUUGAGAGUCAAACUGAACCUUCAAAUGGUGAAAUGGAGAGUGAAGCUGAACCAUCAAAUGGUUCAGUUGAGAAUGAAGCUGAACCUUCGGAUAGGGAAGCUGAACCUUCAGAUGGUGCAGUGGAGAGAGAAGCAGAACCUUCAAACGGGGUAGCAGAGAGGGAAGCUGAACCUUCAAAUGGCGUAGUUGAGAGUGAAGCUGAACCUUCAAAUGGUGCAGUGGAGAGAGAACUUGAACCUUCAAAUGGUGUACUGGAGAGAGAAGCUGAACCUUCAGAUGGUGUGGUUGAGACUGAAGCUGAACCUUCAAAUGGUGCAGUGGAGAGAGAAUCUGAACCUUCAAAUGGAUCAGUGGAGAGAGAAGCUAAACCUUCAGAUGGUGUAGCUGAGAGUGAAGCAGAACCUGCAAGUGGUGUAGCUGAGAGUGAAGCAGAACCUGCAAAUGGUGAAGCGGAGAGUGAAGUUAAACCUUCCAAUGGUGUAGUUGAGGGUGAAGCGGAACCUUCAAACGGUGAAGUAGAGAGUGAAGCUAAACCUACAAACGGUGAAGUAGAGAGUGAAGCUAAACCUUCAAACGGUGAAGUAGAGAGUGAAGCUAAACCUUCAAACGGUGAAGUAGAGAGUGAAGCUAAACCUUCAAACGGUGAAGUAGAGAGUGAAGCUAAACCUUCAGACGGUGUAGUUGAGAGUGAAGCUAAACCUUCAGACGGUGUAGUUGAGAGUGAAGCUAAACCUUCAGACGGUGUAGUUGAGAGUGAAGCUAAACCUUCAGACGGUGUAGUUGAGAGUGAAGCUAAACCUUCAGACGGUGUAGUGGAGAGUGAAGCUAAACCUUCAGACGGUGUAGUAGAGAGUGAAAGUGAAUCUUCUGUUGAUUUGCGUGAGAUGAAAAACAAUGCAGUGAAUAGUGAAGCUGAACUUUCAACUGGUGCACUGAAGAGUGAAACUGAAUCUUCUGCUGUAUCUGACAUUAAAAGGAUUCCGUUGGAGAGUGAAGAUGAACAUUCAAAGGGGGCAGUGGAGAGUGAAAGUACACCUUCAGCUGUGUCUGAGAUGGAAAACAGUACAGAGGAGGUUGAGGCUGAACCUUCAAACGGUGAAGUAGAGAGUGAAGCUAAACCUUCAAACGGUGAAGUAGAGAGUGAAGCUAAACCUUCAAACGGUGAAGUAGAGAGUCAAGCUCAACCUGCAGACGGUGCAGUCGAGAGUGAAGCUAAACCUUCAGACGGUGUAGUUGAGAGUGAAGCUAAACCUUCAGACGGUGUAGUUGAGAGUGAAGUCGAACGUGCAAACGGUGUAGUAGAGAGUGAAGCUAAACCUUCAGACGGUGUAGUUGAGAGUGAAGCUAAACCUUCAGACGGUGUAGUUGAGAGUGAAGCUAAACCUUCAGACGGUGUAGUUGAGAGUGAAGCUAAACCUUCAGACGGUGUAGUAGAGAGUGAAAGUGAAUCUUCUGUUGAUUUGCGUGAGAUGAAAAACAAUGCAGUGAAUAGUGAAGCUGAACUUUCAACUGGUGCACUGAAGAGUGAAACUGAAUCUUCUGCUGUAUCUGACAUUAAAAGGAUUCCGUUGGAGAGUGAAGAUGAACAUUCAAAGGGGGCAGUGGAGAGUGAAGCUCAACCUGUAGUUGAAGGUGAAGGCAGCAAUCAAGGAGAUGAAGACACAAGACCUGCCUUGGAUGCUACUGAUGUACAGAAUGUGGGUGCAGAGAUAGUGAAAAAGCCAUUCUUCUAUUUGAUCAGGGUUCCCAGAUAUGAUGAUGAUGAAAACAUUAAAGAGCAGAUUGAAAAAACUCUUCGCCAAGUAGAAGAGAAGACUAAAAUUCGAGAUUCUAUUCGAGCUGAAAGCCAGACUAUAAAGGCCCGUUGUAAGGAUUGCGACCAAGAAGUUAAGGCUGCAAUAGCAGCCCACAGAGCUGCUCGGGACCAGCUCAAAUCCAAACGCCAGGAGAUGGAUUCGGUUCAAUCCAAAAUGAACAGAUUAAACAAUGCAAUUUCUGUUGGGGAUAUAGAUGGCAAGAUAAGAAACAUGGAACACAUGAUUCAGCACGAAACUUUGCCUUUGAAUGAAGAAAAGCAAUUGAUACGCCAAAUCAAACAAUUGAAGCAGAAUCGAGAGGAGCUGUCUUCUAAUAUGAGAAAGCAGGAUCAAUCACAACAAUCUCUAGACCACAAGGAGGGCAAUAUUGAAGAGCACUCUAAGCAUUUACAGCUUCUGAAGAAGGAAAUGGAAGUGCUUAGAAAUAAUGUUCUGAAGUUAGAUGCGACAACUAAAGACGCAAAGAAGAAAUAUAAUAAUGAAUAUGAUAAGCUGAAUGAGUUGAUUGCUCAGUUUAAGGCAGCUGAUGAAGUUCGUCAAGAGGCAUAUGCUAAGUCAGUGGCUUUGAAAAAACAAUUGCAUGAGAAGGGCAAACAUUUCUGGGAUUACAGAAAGGCUGCAAAUAAAGCGCAGGAACUAGCAGCAGUAGGGAAAAAAGAGGAGCUACAAUGCUUCUGUGUUGAUCAGGUUGAGAGAAUUAUGGAGCUAUGGAACAAAAAUGACGAUUUCAGAAGGGACUAUGUCCGAUGCAACACUAGGAGUACACUUAGGAGACUGCAAACCCUAGAUGGCCGAUCACUUGGUCCUGAUGAAGAACCCCCUGUAAUUCCUAAUGUCAUAACUGUAAGAGCUUCCAAAAAUAUUUCCGUGGUCUCGCAAUCAACUCUGGAACAAGAAAAGAAACCCCCCUCAAUAGAAUCUGUUAUUAUAAAGGAUGAACCUGUUUCGAAGGUUGUAGUGCAAAGAACUGAGACUAGUCAGACAACUAAAGCUAAAAAUCCUACCAAACCUUCUCCCUUAGAAAAACCUGUGGCUCACUGGGGUGAUGAGUCUGAUGAAGAAGUUAAAAAAGAAGAACCUGUGAGAACAAAGGAGGAAGAGGAACUGUUACUGAAGGCUGAAAAGGCAAAGAAGGAGGAAGAGGAGGCAAUGUUGAAGGAAAAGCGGAGGCUAGAGGAGAUUGAGAAAGCUAAGGAGGCCCAGCAGAGGAAAAAGCGUAAUGCAGAGAAGGCUCAACAAAGGGCUGCCUUAAAGGCACAAAAAGAAGCUGAACAGAAAGAGAAGGAAAGGGAGAAGAGGGCAAGGAAGAAGGAAAGAAGAAAGGCAGCUUCUGUUGUCACUGCAGAUAAUAUAGAACAAGAAUCUGCUCCUACCUCAGAAAUUCUAACAAGAAGUGUGGAAGAACAUGAUCAGAGUGAGAAACCAACUGAGCUAACAAAAAAGCCGCAGAAACCAUCUCAAUUCACGAAGCAGACCAAGCCAAAAUCUGUACCCCUGGCUCUCCGCAACCGGGGAAAGAGACGAAUUCAACCAUGGAUGUGGGUUCUAAUUGCAGUUAUAGUUGCUGUUGCCUUGUUUUAUGUGGGCAAUAGCAGUGUUCUGAGAUCUUCACUUCAAGGCUUUGGUUUCUGAAGACACUCCAGAGCAAUCACUAGGUGCGCGCGUCGGGGAUGUUACCCUUACAUAUUUAUUACAUACAUACAUAUAUAUAGAUGCAAUUCUUUCUUGCCCUUGCAAUUUUUUCCUGCUAGUUUUGGUCUAUAGUCAUUAUUUUCUUCAUAUUGAGAUUUUUGUUUUUUACUUUGGGAUGUGUCGUGAUUGCCGAAUGCUUCUGCCACCAAUUAUGAGAAAAUAAUAAAUUAUUGUGAUUGUGCCCUUC